This is a messenger RNA of Pipra filicauda (Wire-tailed manakin), 896 nucleotides long. RefSeq names its product shisa family member 4 (gene SHISA4). The record is from RefSeq and is a predicted model, not a curated record. The transcript has 5 exons. NCBI's taxonomy places the organism in Eukaryota, Metazoa, Chordata, Aves, Passeriformes, Pipridae. Bases 196 to 801 code for a protein of 201 amino acids.
CACCGGGCGGCACCAGGGGACAUCGGGAGGCACAGGGAGGCACCGGGAGGCACCAGGAGACACCGGCAGGCACCGGGAGCGGCCCCGCGGCCCCGGGAGGAACCGGGAGGCACCAGGAGAGGCCCCGGUGCCGCAGCGCAGCCUUCGCCCCCGCCCCGGGCAGUGCUGAGCGGGGACAGCGGGCCCGGCCCCGCGAUGGGGCCCGGUGGCCCCAGGGGCAGGUGGCCCCUGGCCGGGACCCUGCUGGUGGCCAUGGCCACCUCGAUGGUGGCCGGGGGCGAGGACUGCCUAUGGUACGUGGACAAGAACGGCUCGUGGCACCCGAGCUUCGACUGCGAGUUCUUCACCUUCUGCUGCGGCACCUGCCACCACCGCUACUGCUGCAGGGACCCCCUGCGACUGCUCACCGAGCGCCAGCAGCGACACUGCCUCGCCUUCAGCCCCAAGACCAUCGCAGGCAUCGCCUCGGCCGUGGUGCUCUUCAUCGCCAUCGUCACCACCAUCGUGUGCUGCUUCAUGUGCUCCUGCUGCUACCUGUACCAGCGGCGCCGGGCCCCGCCCACCCCCCUGGCAGGCCCGGAGAUCCCCCUGUCCAGCUACCCCCCCGCGGCCCCCCCGGCGCCGUUCCCCGUGGACCCCAAAGCCGGCCCCGCGCCCCCCCAGCCCGGCUUCACCCCCAUGGCCAUGUACCCCCCUCCUGGGCCCGCCCAGUACCCCGUGUACCCCUCGGGGCCCCCCGUCUACAACCCCACAGCACCCCCGCCCUACGCCCCGGCACAGCCCAGUUAUCCCGGAGCCUGAGCCCCCCCGGGGACCCCCGCACCCGCCGCGGGCCGGGCUGGGGACCCCCUUCCCCCCGAGGCGCUGGGGGGGUGCCCCAGCGCGGGGGGACGUGG